Messenger RNA from Monodelphis domestica (gray short-tailed opossum), 5165 nucleotides. It is a transcript of the gene DHTKD1, whose product is annotated as dehydrogenase E1 and transketolase domain containing 1. Gene Ontology annotation, molecular function: oxidoreductase activity, acting on the aldehyde or oxo group of donors, disulfide as acceptor; thiamine pyrophosphate binding. Lineage: Eukaryota; Metazoa; Chordata; Mammalia; Didelphimorphia; Didelphidae. The record is from RefSeq and is a predicted model, not a curated record.
UUGCACAUUGGGCAGCGCCAUCCCAAUCCUGGGGGUCCGGAACCGCCACUAGUUCCAUCCUUCUUCCUCCAGACCAGGCUGGAGUAUCGGGGCCAUGGCCUACUCAGUCACCGCUGCUGCCGCCGUCGCGAGGCGGAACCUCGAGUGGAUUCCUCGGCAGCUUCUCCGCCGCGGCUACCAGACGGAAAGAGGGGUCUACGGCUACCGGCCGAAGCAGCGGGAGAACGGGGAGCCCAGGGGAGGCACGGCACGCUCGGCAGUUGAUCAUGGUCUUGCCCGUUUGGUCACAGCAUACUGUGAACAUGGUCAUAAAGCUGCCAAAAUCAAUCCCCUCUUUGCUGGUCAAGCUGUUAUGGAGAAUGUACCUGAAAUCCAAACUCUUGUUGAGACUCUUCAGGGACCUUUUAAUACUACAGGAUUACUAAGCAUGGGGAAGGAGGAAGCCUCUCUGGAAGAGGUAUUGGCUUACCUUAACCACAUCUACUGUGGACAGAUUUCUAUGGAAACAAUCCAGUUGCAGAGUCAGGAAGAGAAAGACUGGUUUGCAAGUAGAUUUGAGGAAUUAAAAAAGGAGACAUUCACUACUGAAGAGAAAAAACAUCUGUCCCGAUUAAUGCUAGAAUCUCAGGAGUUUGACCAUUUUUUAGCCACCAAAUUUGCCACAGUAAAGCGAUAUGGUGGUGAAGGUGCAGAAAGUAUGAUGGGUUUUUUCCAUGAAUUGUUAAAGAUGGCAGCCUAUAGUGGUGUGACAGAUGUCAUCAUUGGGAUGCCCCAUCGAGGGAGACUUAAUUUGUUGACUGGCCUUCUACAGUUCCCACCAGAGCUGAUGUUCCGUAAGAUGCGUGGCUUAAGUGAAUUCCCAGAGAGCAUCUCUGCUACUGGAGAUGUCCUUUCUCAUUUGACCUCCUCUGUGGACCUUGAUUUUGGGUCUCAUCGGCCCCUUCAUGUUACUAUGCUGCCCAACCCCUCGCACCUUGAAGCUGUCAACCCUGUUGCUGUUGGCAAAACUCGUGGGAGACAACAGUCACAGUUAGAUGGAGACUACUCUCCAGACAGUGCUGCUCAGCCAGGGGACAAAGUCAUAUGUCUGCAGGUUCAUGGUGAUGCUUCUUUCUGUGGUCAAGGGAUUGUUCCUGAAACGUUUACCCUCUCUAAUCUCCCACAUUUCAGAAUUGGUGGAAGUAUCCAUCUAAUUGUUAAUAACCAGCUGGGUUAUACCACUCCAGCAGAAAGAGGAAGGUCUUCCUUGUACUGUAGUGACAUUGGUAAGAUUGUUGGCUGUGCUGUCAUUCAUGUCAAUGGAGAUAACCCUGAGGAAGUAGUUCGUGCCACCCGCCUGGCUAUGGAAUACCAGCGCCAGUUUCGCAAAGAUAUAAUUGUUGAUUUGCUGUGCUACCGGCAGUGGGGUCAUAAUGAGCUGGAUGAACCCUUCUUUACCAAUCCUGUGAUGUAUAAAAUCAUUAGAUCACGAAAGAGCAUCCCAGACACCUAUGCAGAGAGCCUUAUUGCCCAUGGACUUAUGACCCAGGAGGAAGUAUCUGAAAUAAAGAACUCCUAUUACUCUAAGCUAAGUGACCAUCUGACUAACAUGACACUUUAUAGCCCACCUGCAACUAAUCUUCAGGCCCACUGGCGAGGCCUAGUGGAACCUUCGGCCAGGAUCACCACCUGGGACACUGGUGUACCCAUUGACCUUCUGAGAUUUGUUGGAGGAAAGUCUGUGGAAGUACCUGAGGAACUUCAGAUGCACAGUCACCUUCUAAAGACCUAUGUUCAAGCCAGAAUAGAGAAAAUAAAGGAAGGAAUGAAAUUAGACUGGGCCACUGCAGAAGCUCUAGCUUUGGGCUCAUUACUUGCUCAAGGUUUUAACGUCCGUCUGAGUGGUCAAGAUGUUGGCCGUGGAACCUUUAGCCAGAGGCAUGCGAUGAUUGUUUGCCAGAACACAGAUGACAUGUAUAUCCCUCUGAACCACAUGGAUGCUGAUCAGAAGGGGUUCCUAGAAGUGAGCAAUAGUCCUCUGUCGGAAGAGGCUGUGCUGGGAUUUGAAUAUGGAAUGAGCAUCGAAAGUCCCAAGUUACUGCCCAUCUGGGAGGCUCAGUUUGGUGAUUUCUUCAAUGGAGCCCAGAUCAUAUUUGACACAUUCAUCUCUGGAGGUGAGUCCAAGUGGCUCCUUCAGAGUGGCAUUGUAAUUCUCCUUCCACAUGGUUAUGAUGGGGCUGGACCAGACCAUUCUUCCUGUAGAAUGGAGCGUUUCCUGCAGAUGUGUGACAGUGUGGAAGAAGGAGUGGAUGGAGAUAAUGUCAACAUGUUUGUUGUGCACCCAACUACUCCAGCCCAAUAUUUCCACUUGCUCCGAAGACAGAUGAUUCGAAAUUUCAGAAAACCCCUCAUUGUUGCUUCUCCAAAAAUGCUACUCAGAUUCCCUGCAGCUGUGUCAAGUUUUCAAGAAAUGGCACCAAGGACAACAUUCAGACCUGUCAUUGGUGAUUCUUCUGUAGACCCUAAAAAUGUUAAAAGCAUAGUUUUCUGCUCUGGAAAACACUUCUAUGCUCUCAUGAAACAAAGAGAAAAUUUGGAAGAGAAGAAAGACAACUAUGCUAUCAUCCGAAUAGAAGAACUUUGCCCUUUCCCACUAGAAGCCUUACAGCAAGAGUUGAGCAAAUACAGAAAUGCCAAAGAUUUUAUUUGGAGUCAAGAAGAGCCGCAGAAUAUGGGUCCAUGGUUUUUUAUCUCCCCAAGAUUUGAAAAACAGCUGGCUUGCAAGCUCCGUUUGGUGAGCCGGCCUCCUUUACCAGCACCAGCUGUAGGAAUUGGAACCAUACACCAGCAGCAACAGGAAGAGAUUCUCACCAAGACCUUUGCUUGAAGUCUCUCUUUGAAGAAAUGUUAACAGAAACUGCCUUAAAAAGAAAGGCUUCUGUACCUAAUUUAAGUUAGAACUCCCAGGCUAUUUUCCGAGAAGUGGGACUUUCCAAGGACAGCUAAUUGCCAAUAGAGAAAACAGGCUGGAGAAGCUUACAUAUGAACUUUUUCUGAAUAUUUAAUUUGUUUACAGUUACACUAUUUGGCCAGGGCUAUGCUGUCGAAAUAAGGUAUAGAAUUGAGGCAGUUUUCCAGAUUGGUUCCCAAACUACUUUUAUCCUACUAUUCUGUGUAUGAAUGCACAAAGGAUCUGUGAUUUCAUCAGUGUUUCUGAUUUGGAAACUUUUUCUACCAACACAGGCCAUAACAGAUUAAAUCCGUGACUUACCAGAAAAGUCAAAGGGAGUUAUUUGAGAUAUAUAAGGUGUCCCCAAAGUCUCAGUGCAGUUUGAAGCUUUAAUACCUUAAACUAUUAAGCUUUAAUAGCUUAAAACUGUGCUGAGACUUCUCAGAUGCCUUGUUUAGUAUUUCAUAUACUGGCUGAUAUUGAUCGGGAUUACAGCCAAUAAGUUUGAGAGACAGCAUUUGAACUCAUCUUCCUGAUUGCAAGACCAGCACUAGAUCUUCUGCCAAGCUGCCUUUACAAUUUUCUAGAUUUUACAAAUGAAAUGUUUUCAUGUGUGAGUUACAGUUGUGUAUCAUCACAGUUCUUCACCUCACUUGUUACAUUAAGCCUACCCUAGUUUCAUUGGUUUUCCCUUUCUUCCUUCCCACAAUUCUUCUGACUAAUAACUUUGGAUUCCAGGAUGUGUUAGAAUCUGGAAUGCUUUCUAUUAAAGCUAUUUUUAAAAAUGUUUCACCAAGUGCUUUAAGACUACUAGGUCAUUCCUAAUAUAUGUUCUUAAAAGACUAGGGUGCUUCACUCGUCCAGUUAUAAUUACCCUCUUUAAUUAAAGGGUUUGUGACCUGUAAGCUCCAGUGAUGUUGCUUUUCAGUUAGGUCAGGUUUGGGUGCUUCCUGGUAAAUGACCUGAAACCUCUUAUCAGAGGAUCCUUUCUGUCUCUUCCCUUUAGGAGUCAAUCAUGAGGGAAUGGUGGCUAUUUGGGGGUCUAUGAGAAGCACUAUCUUCUUUGACAGAGGAAACUUCCUGAUCCAAGAUUCUCAGGGACUAUUAGAGGUCACUGUCCUUACAGAAGAAUUCUGAAAUGAUAUCUUGGACUAAGUAGGUUUAGGCCAGUGUAGCUGAACCAGUUACAAACCCAUUUCAUAACAGGAAAUUUCCACCAGGCCUGAGUACCUGCACCUUCACUGCUGUUAUCCCCAAGGGUAAGCCAAAGAUAAUGGAAAGCUGAAAAAGACCUAUCCCAUCUAUACUUUUUUUUUUCCAUUUUUAUUGCAUAUCAGUGAAUUUGCUCAUUAGCUCCUCCUGCUUUGGCAACUGGUUUAUCACUAAGUGUUUUUUUGCAGCAUACAGUGGCAAUAAGCCUGUGUACUGAUGAAAGUAUUAUAUACAAUAGUAACACUAAUUUUCCUCUUAUUCAUUUAUGUUCCAUCUUAUGUUCCAUCUUAAUGUUCCAUCUCUGUGAAAAGAAAGAACUGUGCCAGGCAUAAAUUGCUAAAAUUUCAAAGGUCAGUGUAAGGUGAGACUUGUUAUUACUGAGUUCCAAUUUUAACCUGAUUAAUUUUAAAGCUGUAACACAAUCUAAUCUUUUCAAACCUCUGCAGUUUUUUGAGCAACAGGGAAUUUUGGAAACUAUGAAUACAUGAUCAAACAGCCUUCUUAAGCCUCUUUCCCAACUUUUAAUUCUAUAAAUUAAUCAUUUCCUCCUCUUCAUUUUACUCCUCCAUAACUUUAACUAUGAAAGAUAACAACUCAUUUUUUCUUUUGUUAUCUUGAUAUUGCUCACUUCCAAUUAUAUUUUGGAUGUGCAUGCAGCAAAGAAAUGUCCAAAGAGUUUUAAAUAAAAUGUUUCUUGUUAAUUAACAUUUAUUUCAUCUUCUUCAUAGAUAUGUGAAGACUUUUGAAUUAAUUAAAAAUACUUAAAAUAAUCUAUCUUACCCAUUCCCAGUCUCACAGGUAUUCAUGUAUAUAUUGAAAGAAAAUCCAAAUUUGCCCAGAAAGUAUUAAAAUUGGUUACAUCUAGCCUCUUGGGGUUUUGGGGAAAACAUAAAGAACUCUUUGACUUGCAGAAUUUAAUAACAUAAAGCUGUUUACCAAAACUGUUAUGUUCGGUGAAUGAAAAAAAUGUGAAUUCACAACUAUGAAAAUACUUAGAUUUGAAUAAAAUCACUCUUUUACUUAA